Papaver somniferum (opium poppy) is the source of this 1119-nucleotide messenger RNA. Its product is annotated as paramyosin-like. The record is from RefSeq and is a predicted model, not a curated record. The transcript is spliced from 4 exons. NCBI's taxonomy places the organism in Eukaryota, Viridiplantae, Streptophyta, Magnoliopsida, Ranunculales, Papaveraceae. Bases 1 to 1119 code for a protein of 372 amino acids.
AUGGCUAGGAAGGAUGAAGCUAAAAUCAAAGCUUUAUCGGAGGACCUUCAGAAAGAAAAAGAUCAUUCUCGCAAGCAAAGCCAAAAGAUAGAGAAGCUUUUGACUCGAUGCAUGCAACGUCAAAUGAGCGCCGACGAAGCUUCCUCCUUGCUGGAAGAUAUUCGCGCUGAGGUGGUGAACCUUACAACUCAAAAUGAUAUUUAUGUUUCUGAGAACUCCAUCCUUAAUGAAAAGGCCGAGACCCUUUGCUUGCAAGUGGACCGUCUGUCAGUUGAAUGCUCCCGUCACGAGGAACUGAACCUCCAUCUCCACAAUGACAACCUGCGCCUUAAGUCAGAGCUUCAACGGGUCUCUAAUUCUCUUACUACCUCGGGGAUCCUCUAUUCUUCGUCGAUAUCCAACUAUAAGAAACUGGAGGAAGAUUACGAUCGAGUGAUCAAAAGAAAAACCGAGCUCGCAGCUACUCUUCGUAGGUCUCGGAACACUGUGGAUGGUCUAAACGAGGAGGUUGAUUGUUUGAAUAAAAAGGUGGAACUCUUGCAAGCUAAAUUGGCCACUUCCUCUCGUCCAAAACCUGCGAAAUCCUCUCCUCCGAUCAAGCCUGCAAGUUUCCGUGGAAAAGGCGUUAUCGCCAUUCAGUCUGACAAGAGCACUUUGAAAUCUCCUCAUGGUGAAGGUUGGGAUAGAAUGUAUCAUGAGUUAUGUGUUCAACUUGAAGAUUCCAACCUCAAAGUUGCCAAGCUCGAUCAUCUAUACUCUGAUGUUCAUAAAUCAGAUGAUCGUCAUAAGAGUCAGGUCCUUCGUAUCACCAGGGAGAGAGAUGAAGCUCGUGGUGACGUUUCUCGUCUUAAUAAGGAGAUUGAGAGUCUAAAUGAUAAUAUAGACGAGAUCAUCGAUUCUUCCAAGAAGCCUCAGGAUGAAGUUGUUGAUCCUACCAACGAGGAAUUGUCUCUUGAUGACGACGAGGAACCAAAAGUUGACACCGCGAAGGACAAUGAGGGGUCCAAGGGAGCUUCUACUAGCAUUACCGAGGCAGGUGGCGAGAUCCCUGAGUCAACCAUCAUCAAUAGUGACAUUCCUGUAGCAGUUUUAGUUUUGUCUUCUCUCGUCUCAGAUUAG